This is a messenger RNA of Mesorhabditis spiculigera, 1110 nucleotides long. Lineage: Eukaryota; Metazoa; Nematoda; Chromadorea; Rhabditida; Rhabditidae. The record is from the annotation of a GenBank genome assembly.
AUGAUCUGUCGAUACAAUGGGACGGGCAUGUAUCCACAUUGUAUCCCGUAUGAUGUACUCGAUUCCGAUGGGCACAUCUACACCGCAUUCCGACAGAGGUCGCCACCGUUCGCCAGCUUUCUGACGGAGGAGGAGAAUCUGCGUAUCGGAUGGACACCCGAAGCGAAUGACAGCAAUCUCUACAGAUAUCCGAAGUGCAUCAAGGGGAAACUGCCGAACGAGCAAGCAGCCAUCGUGGCGCAGGAUCGAUUCCUGAAUUGCCGUACAAACCCAUUCUCUCUUCGUGAUCCAUCGGUCUUUGUCAGCCCGAAACUACAGGGAGGAGAUUCCGAUCCGGAGACAUUCACCCGUCUACCCGAUGAGGAGGGUCCAUCGGCGUGGUGGGCGGUGCUCGUCAUCGGAGUGUCGCAGGAAUUCUCAAAAUACAUGGCUGCCUGGGGAGAUAUCCACACGGGUGUUGAUGCCAUUGAAAGGGGCCGAAAAUUCGCCGGGAUGAUCGACACGAUUCUAAACACUGGAGAACCGAUCGGAAAUCUUGUUCUAAAAAGUGUGAAGACGACGCUUGAGCCCGACAGCCCGGAAGUGCAGUUGGGCAAGGAGUUGGCAGUUUGGAUGAAGGAGCGGGACCAAAAAAUGGCAACUAUAGCGCAUAGAACGGGUUUUGUGUGGGAUGAUCAGACGGUCUAUGAUUGGAAUUCGGCCAUCCGCAACCGCUUCAUCCCCGUUGAAACCAUGUUCAAGUUACGGUUUUUACUCCCGGAACCGGCCGACGACCAACAAUAUGUUUUAAGCGCCUGCCGGCGAUGGGACUACUUCGAAAAGUUGCGGGUCAUUCGAAGAUAUUUCGUCGACGCCUGCCCGAUGCCUACUUUAGACAAAGUUCUACGUACCGUCAACGCCCUGAAGGCGUUCAGACGUAUCGAAGUGAAAUCGCCAAAGAUGAUGCCGGAACUCAUGCAAGACUAUCACGUCCACAAGAGCAAAUACAUCCUUAACUUGACCAGUGAUACGGAGCUGAUCAAUAUGCUUCGUCAGGAAAAACCCGAGACCAUCGAGCAGCUCGAGGUGAUCUUCUUGUAUAUGCCAGAUCUUACACUGCUGCCGAUUGGG